AUGGAAGGUAGUCUGAUUGCUGGCUGGUUUCUGUUGUUUUCUCUCUCGCUCGCAUCUAGCUUUGUCCUUGGCAUCGUCUUUGCCACCUUUGUACCCAAGUCGUCGGCCUAUCUGACCGCUCUCGCCUCGGACUCGGACACGGGACCGGAGCUUCCGCGCGUCUUGGUGGCACCGGACGCAUUUGAUUCUCACCCGACGUCAGACAUCAUGCCUCGCAAGUCUGCGUCUCCAAGCGGCGCAUCACGGCGCGGCGGCAGCGGCGGCAGCGGCGGGCGGAAGCGGUCGCGCGGACGGCGCGGCCAGGGCGGCAGCGGUGGGUCGCGGUCGCGCGGCGGCAGCGGGUCGUCGGUCAGCGGCGUGGCGGCGGGGCGGCCACGGCCGUCGCGGACACAGGCGGCCACCAUGGGACUGCUUGCCACGUCAUCGCCGGACGCGCUCAAGGCAUACCACUCGGAAGUCGGCAUGCACACCAAGCCGAGCGGGCUCAACACAUCGGCACCCGAGUUUGCACUGCGGCCGGCGUCGUCGAGCCCCGGGCUGGCAGACGGCACUGGGCGCAAGGCGCGGGCCAAAGGUGGGUCGUCGCGGCAGCUGCUCGGCCCUGUGGAGCAGUCACCGGUGAUCCACUGGCGGCGUGUGACUGGCGAUAUUUCGCUCGCUGACUUUGCUGCGUGUGGCACAUCGAUUCCCAAGCUCGGCAUUUCUUCGUACACGGUGCCAAUCAAGCCGCUUAAGCGAGUCUCGACGCCGGUGCUGGCGGUGACCGGGCUCGACGAGAUUCGGGUCGAGGCUGACACGCUCUUCAACAUCUUUUGCGGCUUUGGACAUGUGCGGGCCAUCGGGUUCCCGGCCGACGACGGAGUGCCGGACAAGGUGCUAGUGGAGAUGGGCAUGACCGAACACGCACAGCUCGUGGCCAAGCACCUCCACGGCAUGCCGCUCUUCUCGGGCAUGCUGCGCGUGGAGGCCGGGCCGGACGGCGUGACGUCGCUGGAGGCAGUCCGCAACGCGUACAUCGUGACCAAGUACUCUGCGUCGCCGCUCAACCCGUUUGCGGCCAACAUGGCGUCACACUCGCUCGAGAAGCGCAUCAGGCCGCCGUCGGAAAUGCUCCUCGUCUCGCACCUGCCCAAGACUGGCGUGACCGAGGAGCUUCUCGCGCAGCACUUUGAGCAGUGCGGCGGAACAGUGACCACGGUGCACAUGAAGAGCAAGCGGCGGGCGCUCAUCACCUUUGCUACUCUCGCCAACGCGGUCAACGCGCUCGCGCUCCUUAACGACGUCGCGCUCGGCGGGCGGCAUCUGCGGCUCUCGUUUGCGCCGGCAUGA
Thecamonas trahens ATCC 50062 is the source of this 1329-nucleotide messenger RNA. RefSeq lists its product as uncharacterized. NCBI's taxonomy places the organism in Eukaryota, Apusomonadida, Apusomonadidae. Gene Ontology annotation, molecular function: mRNA binding. The record is from RefSeq and is a predicted model, not a curated record. The coding region runs from base 1 to 1329 and encodes 442 amino acids. Gene Ontology annotation, cellular component: nucleus. The transcript has 3 exons. Gene Ontology annotation, biological process: regulation of RNA splicing.